AUGUCUGAUUAAUAAAUUAAAUCUCUCCAGUGUGCAGCAAUAGAAACUUAAGCCUAUUAUGAUGUGUAUUGGUAAAUACCUUCAAAGUAAGCAGCUGCAUAUAAUAUGCUUCUCGAUAAAUUCAACAGUCUAAAAGCAAAAAUUGAAGCUGAUUUUGAUUUCAUUCCACUACAUCCACAAAUAUUAGAGAUGAUAAACUAUUUCAAUCAAACUGAAACCUCGUAAAUCCCAUAAAUAAAAGAUACCGAUCAAACUUUAUUUUUAGGACCUCCUUCACGUGAUCCUAGUCAACAUUACAAUAGAUCUAUUUAGAGAAUAUGUUCUCAAUUACUAAAUGAGAAUCUCUUAGAAGAUCUGGCUGAUUUCACAGUUGAAAAGUAAGUAUUCUAGAAUCUCAAUUACAUACUUAAAUGUAAGGGUUUAACAACUGUGAACAUAUAACCAAUUACAAUUUAAGUACUUAAUAAUUAUCCCCUCUGGUUUAGUGAAGGAUUAGUAAAAACACUCGAAGCUUAUUAAAGAGGAAACCUAGUACCUACAGAAAUUGAUUAUCUCACAGAAUAAUAAAUUAAAUUCAUUCAUUCAAGUUUAAAAUACAAAGAUUCCAAGAUAAAAUAGAAAAAUAGCAAUAGAAGCAAAAAUGAUCAGAAUACAAUUUCACCACCCAAUAACUUACCAAACAUACGUUAUUCUGAAAUGGAUACUUAAUAAUCCUAAUCUUAAUAGAACUUUUAUUCCAAUUAAACCAAACCUAGAACCAAAAGUAUCCUCGUAUCUAAUUGGUUUCAUUUCAAGACAUACACAAAUCUCAGACCCAGAGACACUCCAAAUUAAAUAAAGAGACAUAAGGCAGUAUCAUGUUCAUAAGUAGAUCUACAGGCUCCCUUUAGUCCUUAAAAGUAGAGUCCCUAUAAUUUAAAGGCUAGUGUAAAACCUAGAUGGUUUGAGCAUAUUUAUUAAAAAUGA
Molecule: messenger RNA, 966 nt
Organism: Paramecium pentaurelia
Lineage: Eukaryota; Ciliophora; Oligohymenophorea; Peniculida; Parameciidae
Source: the annotation of a GenBank genome assembly